CAACAAUUUCCUGUAGUUGCAUGCUCUUCAGCGUCUCUCAGCCUUCCUCUCUGAGUCUGUUUCAGAGUGAAGAGCACAGACGAAACUGAGCGGAACAGGAUGCAGGCUAUCAAAUGUGUGGUCGUGGGAGAUGGAGCUGUGGGUAAAACAUGUCUUCUCAUCAGUUACACAACCAAUGCCUUCCCCGGAGAGUACAUUCCUACUGUAUUCGACAAUUAUUCAGCUAAUGUGAUGGUGGACAGCAAGCCGGUCAACCUGGGCCUCUGGGAUACAGCUGGACAGGAAGAUUAUGACAGGCUCCGCCCACUGUCCUACCCACAGACGGAUGUUUUCCUAAUCUGCUUCUCCCUGGUUAGCCCGGCAUCCUAUGAGAACGUCAGAGCUAAGGUGAGUUUUGGCUGUUUUUUAUGAGGCCUGUCUCUCAGC
Molecule: messenger RNA, 426 nt
Organism: Pundamilia nyererei
Lineage: Eukaryota; Metazoa; Chordata; Actinopteri; Cichliformes; Cichlidae
Product: ras-related C3 botulinum toxin substrate 2-like
Exons: 4
Coding region: 100-411 (103 amino acids)
Biological process (GO): small GTPase-mediated signal transduction
Molecular function (GO): GTP binding; GTPase activity
Source: RefSeq, a predicted model, not a curated record